This is a messenger RNA of Papilio polytes (common Mormon), 2248 nucleotides long. Its product is annotated as heat shock protein 68-like. The record is from RefSeq and is a predicted model, not a curated record. NCBI's taxonomy places the organism in Eukaryota, Metazoa, Arthropoda, Insecta, Lepidoptera, Papilionidae. Gene Ontology annotation, biological process: cellular response to unfolded protein; protein refolding. Gene Ontology annotation, cellular component: cytoplasm. The transcript has a single exon. Bases 119 to 2128 code for a protein of 669 amino acids. Gene Ontology annotation, molecular function: heat shock protein binding; ATP hydrolysis activity; ATP-dependent protein folding chaperone.
CGCGAUACAAAGAGGACGAAGAGAAGAGCUCGGUGUUUACCAAACGUGUUUGCAAGCAGUUUAAUAUUAUUGGGAAAUUACAGUACAUUUACGAGAAGAGUAGUAAAAUAAUAACAAAAUGCCAGCAAUUGGAAUAGAUCUGGGAACGACGUAUUCAUGUGUGGGAGUGUGGCAGCAUGGCAAUGUGGAGAUCAUCGCCAACGACCAAGGCAACAGGACCACACCAUCGUACGUAGCAUUCACCGACACAGAGCGGCUGAUCGGCGAUGCAGCGAAGAACCAGGUGGCCCUCAACCCCAACAAUACAGUGUUCGACGCCAAGCGGCUGAUAGGACGCAAGUUCGACGACCCCAAGAUCCAGCAAGACAUGAAACAUUGGCCGUUUAAAGUGAUCAGUGAGGGCGGAAAACCCAAAAUUGAGGUGGAGUUCAAGGGCGAGAGGAAGAGGUUCGCACCGGAGGAGAUCAGCAGCAUGGUGCUGACGAAGAUGAAGGAGACCGCAGAGGCAUACCUCGGCAGUUCGGUGCGGGAGGCUGUCAUCACAGUGCCGGCGUACUUCAACGACUCGCAGCGGCAGGCCACCAAGGACGCGGGCGCCAUCGCCGGCUUGAACGUAUUGCGUAUCAUCAACGAGCCCACAGCCGCCGCGUUGGCUUACGGCUUGGACAAGAACCUGAAAGGCGAGCGCAACGUGCUGAUAUUCGAUCUCGGCGGUGGUACUUUCGACGUGUCCAUUCUCACUAUCGACGAGGGCUCCCUGUUUGAAGUUAAAGCGACAGCCGGCGACACUCACCUGGGAGGCGAGGACUUUGACAACAGACUGGUGAAUCACCUCGCCGAAGAGUUCAAGCGUAAGUACAAGAAGGAUUUACGAAUAAACCCGCGAGCUUUGCGCCGCCUGCGUACGGCUGCUGAGCGCGCUAAACGGACGCUCUCCUCUAGCACCGAGGCUACCAUCGAAAUCGACGCGCUCUACGAAGGCAUCGACUUCUAUACACGUGUGUCCCGUGCCCGCUUCGAGGAGCUUAAUUCGGACCUGUUCCGUGGCACCCUGGAGCCCGUUGAGAAGGCGCUCAAGGAUGCCAAGAUGGAUAAGAGCCAGAUCCACGAUGUGGUGCUAGUCGGCGGCUCCACCCGCAUCCCGAAAGUGCAGAGCUUGCUGCAAAACUUCUUCUGUGGCAAGAAGCUCAACCUGUCCAUUAACCCUGACGAAGCCGUGGCGUACGGCGCAGCCGUGCAGGCCGCCAUCCUGAGCGGCGAGAAGGACUCCAAGAUUCAGGAUGUGCUGCUGGUGGACGUGGCGCCGCUGUCGCUCGGCAUCGAGACCGCCGGCGGAGUGAUGACCAAGAUCGUCGAGCGCAACUCCAAGAUCCCGUGCAAGCAGAGCCAGACGUUCACUACGUACUCCGACAACCAGCCGGCGGUCACUAUCCAGGUAUACGAGGGCGAGCGCGCGAUGACUAAGGACAACAACCUGCUGGGCACGUUCGACUUGACGGGCAUUCCGCCGGCGCCGCGCGGCGUGCCCAAGAUAGACGUCACCUUCGACCUGGACGCCAACGGCAUCCUGAACGUUUCCGCCAAGGAGAACAGCACGGGCCGCAGCAAGAACAUCGUUAUCAAGAACGACAAGGGGCGGCUAUCGCAGGCUGACAUCGACCGCAUGCUGUCUGAGGCGGAGCGCUACAAAGAAGAAGACGAGAAGCAGCGGCAGAGGGUCGCCGCCCGCAACCAGCUGGAGUCUUACGUGUUCAGCGUGAAGCAGGCGGUGGAGGAGGCGGGAGACAAGCUGAGCGAGGAGGACAAGAGCACGGCGCGGCGCGAGUGUGAAGACGCGCUCAAGUGGCUGGACAACAACACGCUGGCUGAGCGCGAGGAGUACGAGCACCGUCUGACGCAGCUGCAGCGCCUCUGCUCUCCCAUCAUGACCAAGAUGCACGGUGGCGGCGCGCAGGCUGGUCCACAGGGCGGUAUGCCAGGCGGUAUGCCAGGAGGUAUGCCAGGAGGUAUGCCAGGAGGUAUGCCAGGCGGUAUGCCAGGAGGUAUGCCGGGUGGUAUGCCUGGUGGUUAUCCUGGCGGCAUGUACGGAAACCAUAAUCGUGGACCCACCGUGGAAGAAGUGGACUAAAGUUACUUUGAAUUUGACUUAAACUCGGACUUGUAUCUAAUCAGUAUUUUUAAUAAUUUGUGAUAUUUGUUUUUAAGUUUUAUAUUUGUAACUGAAGACUGAUAAUUUAUUUUAAACACA